AUGAGCUCUCAGAGUGUAUUUGAGGCCAAUCCAUAUGCUGGACAUCACAGUCUGUCGACUCUGGAGGCCGAGGUUCUUUGGGAGUACGCGAAGCUCAACCAGCACAUCAAGGACCUCAUCGUACAGACACGGCGUUUGACGGAGAAGCCGGACGAGCUUCUGAUCGAGCGCCUACGCAUACUAGAGCACAAGAUGGGAUUGGUAUUCACGGUGUUCAAAGCAUCCGCAUGGGCCAUCAUUAGCGACCGCGAAUACGCCGCUGAGCAGUCGCGGCUGGACGGCAACAGCGUACUUGAUACGACAAUACAGCAAUGA
Messenger RNA from Peniophora sp. CBMAI 1063, 315 nucleotides. NCBI's taxonomy places the organism in Eukaryota, Fungi, Basidiomycota, Agaricomycetes, Russulales, Peniophoraceae. The record is from the annotation of a GenBank genome assembly.